AUGUGGCUUUUGGAGAAAGCCGGCUACAAGGCAGGGACCGCAGAACCAAGGACCCGGUGGGCGCCUUCCAGCCUGCUCUACAACCGCCACGGUGCAGCCCCGGCGACGCGCGCCUGUCCCAACGUCCUCACACCCGAUCGCAUCCCGCAGUUCUUUAUCCCGCCUCGACUUCCCCACCCCUGCGCCGCCGAGCCCUCCGCCGGGCGCGACGCGUGCGUCCGAGGCCUCCUCGCUGCCUGCUCGCUGCCGCACCUGGCAGGCCGCGAAGGCCUCGCCUUUCUGCCCGAGAGCCCGCACACGCGACGGCGCGAGUCCCUGUUCCACGCGCCGCCGCCGCCACCGGCCGUGGGGCUGUCCCCGGCACAGGCACGGCUGCACGUGUCCGCCCCGGACCUGCGCCUCUGCCAGAUCCCGGACGACAGCGACACAGCCUCGUCACCCGACUCGUCGCCCUUGGGCUCCCCACGGCCCGGCCGACGGCGGCGGCGGGGGACCGCGCGCUCCCCGGGGGCGAGCUCGGCCGCCCGCAGCCCGCCCGCACCGCGCCGCGCAGGGCCGCCCACCCCGCCGCUGUUCCACCUGGACUUCCUGUGCUGCCAGCUGCGGCCCACCAAGGAGAGCGUGCUGCGUCUGGCACCGCGCGGCGGCCAGCUGCGCCUCUCGGCCGAGUACCUGGCCGGGCCCGCGCGCCUGCGCCUGCGCCUGGUCAGCGCCGAGGGCCUGUCGCGGCCUCGGGCCGGCCCCGGGAGCGGCGGCGGCGGCUGCUGUGUGGUGCUCAGGUUGCGCCCCCAAGUCCGGCCGAGGGCCCAGCGGAGCCGCGUGGUCAAGUGCAGCGCCAACCCCAUCUUCAACGAGGACUUUUUCUUCGAUGGGCUGGGCCCGCCGGACCUGGCCACCCGCACUCUGCGAGCCAAGGUGCUGGACAGGGGCGCGGGGAUCCGCAGGGACGUGCUGCUAGGGGAAUGUGAGAUGCCCCUGAUGGUCCUGCUGCCCCCCUUGGGUGGGGGACUGGGGCCAGGGUCUUCGCUGGCGCCCACCCAUCUCAGCCUGUAG
Messenger RNA from Ochotona curzoniae (black-lipped pika), 1053 nucleotides. RefSeq names its product C2 calcium dependent domain containing 4D (gene C2CD4D). The transcript has a single exon. Bases 1 to 1053 code for a protein of 350 amino acids. The record is from RefSeq and is a predicted model, not a curated record. Lineage: Eukaryota; Metazoa; Chordata; Mammalia; Lagomorpha; Ochotonidae.